Molecule: messenger RNA, 1106 nt
Organism: Branchiostoma belcheri (Belcher's lancelet)
Lineage: Eukaryota; Metazoa; Chordata; Leptocardii; Amphioxiformes; Branchiostomatidae
Product: histone H3.3-like
Exons: 4
Coding region: 138-596 (152 amino acids)
Cellular component (GO): nucleosome
Molecular function (GO): structural constituent of chromatin; DNA binding; protein heterodimerization activity
Source: RefSeq, a predicted model, not a curated record
CCCGCAAUUUUCAAAUUUUGACCGUUACCACAAACAACAGCCAUUUUUAAAUCCCUGCACGCCAAGCCUUUCUUGUCGAAACUAACGUUGCCAGAGAGGAAUAUAUCAGAAGGAGAAGAGAAAGGAGAGUAAGAGGCAUGGUUCGGCCAUCGGCUAGCCCGUCAGGACGGAGGGGAACUCCGGCGCGGGGACCUGGGCGAGCCGGUGCGCCGGGCAGGAGGCAAGGUCCCGCCGCUGGCGGGCCGACGCCGGGCCGGUCAGGCGACGGACAGGGGAAGAGGAGGAAAAAAUUCCGGCCUGGGACCCGAGCACUGAUGGAAAUCAGGAAAUACCAGAAGUCAACAUCACUUCUGAUCAGAAAGUUACCUUUUUCAAGAUUGGUGCGAGAAGUCUGUCAGGAUGUUGGAGGACUGGACCUCAGGUGGCAGGCCUACGCCAUCAUGGCUCUACAAGAGGCAGCAGAAGCGUUCCUGGUCGGUCUGUUGGAGGAUGCUAACCUCUGUGCUCUCCAUGCCAAGAGAGUCACCCUCAUGCCCAGGGACAUCCAGCUGGCCAGGAGGAUUCGGGGACCGGAAAAGGGUUUUGCAGCUACCUAGAUCUAGAUGUUAAGGUGUAUGUUAGAUUUUUAUACUAGUAUUUGCAAUACAAGUUUUAGUUUUACAAAUGUGUAGGUUAUAAGAUGUGUUUGUGAGGUUGUCAUGUUGGUUAUAAACUGACUCUGAUUUCUAGCAAAGUCCAGGGAUGGGCUCUCUCUGAUUCUUAUUAACUCUUUUUAGUUACUGGAUGAAUAUUGCGUUGCCCCCUGGGGCCCAUGUUGUCCUUUGGUGAUCAUUUUUAAAGAUAGACUUUGUAAUGUUGGCAUUUUUAUAAGUCUGUGUCAUGUUCUUUUAAUCAAUGAAAAAUGUAAUUAUUCUUUCCACAAUUUAGAAUAUUACAAUAUUCAUACCUUUUAAAAUCAUGAUCCUAGAAUGUUUCUUGCAAACAAGUCUUGCAGUUAGAUUUUUGCCUGUAUCAAUGUUUCAUAGUAUAAAUGUAACAGGUUUUAACUGUCCCCAGUGUUGUAGAUUAAUAAUUGGUGAAACCAAUAAAGAUCAAGUUUUUUCAAA